GCUUUGCGGCGGGCGCCGCGCGCGCGGCGGAGCAACCUUGUCCCGCCGCCGACGCCGCCGCUGUUGCUGCUGCUGCUGCUCCCGCCGCUCCCGCCGCCGCCAUCGCCAUGCACAGGAAACAUCUUCAGGAGAUCCCCAGCUCCGGCAGCAACGUUUCGUCUGGCUUCGCCUGGGACUGGGAGUCGGGCAGGACCGCGGAGUUCCUGUCGGGCAUGGGGGUGUCGGUGCUGAAGAAGGACAGGCUGGGCAGCGAGAACACCCCGCAGGAGCUGCUAGUGGCCGCCUGCUCCCCGCAUAAGAGGCAGAAGGUGAAGGAGAAGGAGAAGGACUUCGUGAUCGUGCGCAGGCCUCGGCUGCUCCGAGAGGCAGAGCCAGGUAUUUCUUGGGAUGCACUUCCAGAUGAACUGCUGUUGGCAAUCUUUGCAUAUUUGCCCCUAAAUGAUCUGCUGAAAGUUUCCAUGAUUUGCAAGAGAUGGCAUCGUCUCUCGUUCGAUGAAUCUCUUUGGCAGACCCUUGAUCUGGCUUCUAGAAAUCUGCUGCCAGGAGUAAUUGGACAGUUGCUACCUGCAGGUGUUACUGUAUUCCGCUGCCCAAGAUCGUGUAUUGGGAAUCCACUGUUUAAAACCAUGAAACCUCUCCGAGUUCAACACAUGGAUUUGUCAAACUGCACAGUGUCUGUUGCAGAUCUCCAGAGUAUUCUUUGUCGGUGCGAAAGACUGGUGAAUCUCAGCUUGGAGGGACUAGUGCUUUCUGAUGACAUCGUCAAAAGCAUUGCUAAGAAUACCAGUUUGAUACGACUAAAUCUCUGUGGGUGCUCAGGGUUUUCUGCAGAAGGCCUGGAGUUGAUGUUGAGCAGCUGUUCUAUGUUGGAGGAACUAAACUUGUCCUGGUGUGACUUUACAGCCACCCAUGUCAAAGCAGCAGUCAAUCACGUUACUUCAAAAGUAACCCAACUAAAUUUAAGUGGAUACAGACAGAAUCUACAAAUAUCAGAUGUUAAAACCUUGGUGGAAAGAUGUCCUUCUCUCGUCCAUUUAGAUCUAAGUGACAGCGUGAUGUUGAAGCCUGAGUGCUUCCAGUAUUUUCAUCAACUCAUAUUUCUACAACAUCUGUGUCUUAGCCGAUGCUACCAAAUAUCGCCUGCUGCCUUAGUAGAACUUGGUGAAAUUCCAACAUUAAAGACUCUUCAGGUAUUUGGAAUAGUGACUGAUAGCUCCCUACAGCUCCUCAAAGAAACACUUCCUGACAUGAAGAUCAAUUGUUCACAUUUUACAACUAUUGCAAGGCCAACUGUUGGUGCUAAAAAGAACCAUGAGAUUUGGGGCAUCAAAUGCAGAUUGACAAUGAGAACCCAUAGUGGCUUAUGAUCAUGUAUGACGGAUGCGAUGGACAUACCACGUGUAGUGAAGCUCCAUGAGAAGCAGAGUGCUGGAGCACCUCUAAUUAUAGUACUGUUUUUAUAAAAUGUUCUAACUUGGUCUUAUGCCUUAAUGUAGUUUUAUAAAUAUUUUUACACUUGUUUUUUUUUUUCCUCUUAAAGCCUUUAGAAAUCUAAUGAUCUGUAAGCAAUUGUAGAAAUUUAAAAGCCUUCUUAUUUUUUAAAAAAUAAUUGUGAAACAAUCACUGUAACGAAACAGUUUCAGCCUUUGUGAACCCCUCUGUGAGCUGCAGAUUUUGAUGCAGCUUUUGUUACUCUAAGGUGUUCUAAAGGUGCUGUUUAUUAAUUCUUCCAGCUCUACAACUCCUGAAAAGACUUGCCAGAGGUACAGAAUGCCUUAGUAAGGCAUAUUAAGGAGUUCUCUUGGUCUUGUUUGCAGAACUCAAAAUUAAUAAUGAUUUUAUUAAUUACCUAUUCAAAUUCUUAAUUGAACAAGGUGUACAGUAAGAUAAGAAGCUAACCACUGUUUGUGAGGGGGACAGAAGAGUGAGUCUGGAUUCACUGAACAUGGAAACAGUAAGGGAGCAUUGGAAGGGAGGUCUACAGGAAAGCACUGAAGAGACAAGUCAGUACUGUGCAAGUAAGAAGCGGUAUAAAGGAGCUAUUGUGAAGUUUUUAACAUACCACAAAGGUAACUGCUGUUUUUAGCAUUGUAGUAAAAUAUGAAAAAUAGGAAAAUAUGGGCUGAAAAGCCCAUUCAGAAUAAUCAUCUGUAAAAGUGGCUAACAACAGUUGGUCCAUGUUGUGUUGCCAGGUUUUCCUGAUUGUGUUAGAGAACCUUUGUGUAGCUUUUCCUUGUUUCUAUGAACUUGAAUUAGGAAUGUAAUAUCAAAACUUCUUAUAAAAGUUCUGUUCUUUCAACGAAUAAUGUCAUUUGGCUGCAAUUAGUACAUUGGCAGAAAUCUUGCAGGAAGAAGGACUCAAAUGGUUCUAGAGCUCAGACCAGCAACAAAACCUGGGACUGCACUGUAGUAAUUAUGAAAGGAAGAACUCCAUUGGGUGCUAUUAAGAGACAUCUGUUUCUCUUUUAUAUUAGCUUGUUUUUAGUAUCAUUUAACUUGCUGCAUCUUCAACACUAACUGCUGGUCUUGUUUAUUUUUUGUGACAGGAAAAGCUGAAUAACUGGUGGAAAAAAAAGUUAAUAGGGACAAGCAAUUACUUUUGAUCUCUAUCAUCAGUGUCCUGCAUGAGCCUGGAAUGUGCUAGGCAUAAGGCUAAGCAUUAUUUGAAGUCCUAGAGCAAAACUUUGCACCCUGUGAGCAAAAGUAGGGGAUGAAUAUGCCAUUGCUGUUCCCAUGAACACAAUAAGCAAGUGGUAAAGUUAUUCAUGGGUGUUUGAAGUUAGUAAAAAGUUAGUGUUGAAGUAACAUUACUUUGGGGCUGUUGCAUAGGUGUAGUAUCUUCCCAUCUGAAUCCAAAGAUUAAAAGUUCAGGAGUGACUAUGCGGUAGUACAGAGCAGAUUGUGUGGAAAAUUCUACUUUUUUGGUUUGCAGUUUAAGAUUUGCGUCUUAAACAACUUCAAGAGAAAAAUUAAAUCUAUUGUAAUUCUUCUCCCUGUAUACAAUGUAAUCCUAUACAACGUGUCUUGCAUUUAAUAAAGAGCUAAAGAAUUGUGAUACUGUACAAAA
This is a messenger RNA of Cygnus atratus (black swan), 3067 nucleotides long. It is a transcript of the gene SKP2, whose product is annotated as S-phase kinase associated protein 2. The transcript has 10 exons. The coding region runs from base 108 to 1367 and encodes 419 amino acids. The record is from RefSeq and is a predicted model, not a curated record. NCBI's taxonomy places the organism in Eukaryota, Metazoa, Chordata, Aves, Anseriformes, Anatidae. Gene Ontology annotation, molecular function: protein binding.